Molecule: messenger RNA, 1022 nt
Organism: Bombus pyrosoma
Lineage: Eukaryota; Metazoa; Arthropoda; Insecta; Hymenoptera; Apidae
Exons: 1
Coding region: 2-868 (288 amino acids)
Biological process (GO): DNA integration
Molecular function (GO): nucleic acid binding
Source: RefSeq, a predicted model, not a curated record
GAUGGGUAAUUUGCCGGAGGCACGAGUAACGGAAGCCCGCCCAUUCACAAACGUCGGCGUCGACUACUGCGGACCAUUCCAUAUCAAGGAGAAACGAGAUCGCAACUGCCGUCAGAUUAAAAUAUACGUGGCCAUCUUCAUAUGUUUAGCAGUUAAGGCAGUCCAUAUUGAGCUCGUGGGCGAUCUCACAAGCGAAGCUUUCAUCGCCGCUCUUCGUAGAUUUAUCGCUCGACGAGGAUUUUGCUCCACCACACACUCUGAUAACGGAACCAACUUCAUUGGUGCAAACAACGAAUUACGACAGCUUCAGGAUCUGUUGCAAUCGGACGACCACAACGAAAAAGUAAACACAUUCCUAUCCGACAAGCGAAUCGAAUGGAACUUCAUCCCCCCUCAUACUCCGCAUUUCGGUGGGCUAUGGGAAGCAGCGGUGAAGUCAUUUAAAUAUCACCUUAGACGGGUCGUCGGUAACGAGUUACUAACCUUCGAGCAAUUCAACACCCUCAUCAUUGAAAUAGAAUCAAUCCUCAAUUCACGUCCGUUAACUCCAAUAUCCACCGAUCCAGCCGAUCUCCUGGCCCUCACUCCCGGACAUUUCCUCAUUGGCGAUUCACUAACGAGUCUGCGUGAGCGAAAUUUCAGGGACAUUCCAUCCAACCGGCUCUCCAGAUGGCAACAUAUCCAGCAGCUUAAACAGCAUUUUUGGAACCGCUGGCACAAGGAAUAUUUGAACGAACUGACCAACCGUACCAAAUGGGGCAAGGGUGGACAUAGCAUCCAGGAAGGCACAAUCGUCAUCCUCAGAGAGGACAACGUCCCUUCAAUGCAGUGGCCUCUGGGUCGCGUCAUCAAGGUCUACCCAGGCUGAUGGGGUCAUCCGGACAGCUACCGUUCAGACAGCAAAGAGCAUUUUGGAUCGAGGCGUCAAAAGACUUGUCCCGCUCCCAAUUCAACCCGAUCUCGAGAAACCCGAAACACACCCAUCUAAUCCACAUACGUAACUUGAUCGGUGCCCUCUCAAC